Messenger RNA from Nilaparvata lugens (brown planthopper), 3801 nucleotides. RefSeq names its product endothelin-converting enzyme 2. The record is from RefSeq and is a predicted model, not a curated record. Lineage: Eukaryota; Metazoa; Arthropoda; Insecta; Hemiptera; Delphacidae. Gene Ontology annotation, molecular function: metalloendopeptidase activity. Bases 494 to 3028 code for a protein of 844 amino acids. Gene Ontology annotation, cellular component: plasma membrane. Gene Ontology annotation, biological process: protein processing. The transcript is spliced from 16 exons.
CUUCACUUCAGUUCUUUGAGUUUCAUCAUUCCAUAACGUCCUUUCCAGCAAAUGGCGGUAUAAACUCAACUGUUUACGGUUUUAUUUGCACAAUAACUACUCAAAACUAAUCAAAACAGUGCGCGAAAUUCGGUUACAAGUGUUUGAAACAUUUACUACAAACUUUCAGUAUGUUUUAGACUUGUUUAUUGUUGUAAAAUUACUUGUAGGCUUGGCGUUGUUUCUACCUGUAUCGGCUACAAAAGUUACUAAAACUAGUUACAAACUAACCAAAUGUUGUUGUUAGUUGUAGGAUUUCAGUAAUUCUAACCCUAAAACUACAAACUAUAGUUAAAACUUGUUGUGGAGUUAGUUACAGAGUGGAAACGAUAAAAUGUAGGAGUGUUUGUUGUGAUGUGUCUAGAUCCUAACCUAGGUCAAUUUUAGUUUUGACUGUGUUUUGAAUAUAAUAACCCUACAAUUCUUGUAAACUAUUGUUAAUUUUACAACAACCAUGAUGGUAAAUUCACCGGACAGUGAUUGUAAACGUCCGUUAGAGAACGGUUUGAACAGUAUAAACGAAGAAAACGGAAAUGCUGGUGAAAAUGAACCCUGUCUACCCAUGAAGAACAAAAGUAAAUCCGUUGAAUCUAUCAACAAAAAAGACUUGACAGACAGCACUGUGAAAUUGAAAGACGACAUGGAAAAAGUGACCUUUACAGAUCCACAACUCAAAAACAGUGUCAAUUCGAACCAAAAACGGAAUCGGUUCAGGAAAUUGAAGAUUUCGACGCCGAAAACGACCGUUUUUGAAAAGAAACUACAGGAGAAGACGGGACUUUCUAGGUUGGGGCUGCUAGUGGCGGGGUUAGUUUUGUUGUUUUUUGUGAUUUUGUUAGUGACAGUGGUCUUGAUGACAAUACUCUGGCCGAGGAUACCACAUGCCUUGCAGUUUCCUGUGUGCAGAAGGGCUGCCUGUCUCAGGGCUUCAUCUGAGAUUUUACCAAAAAUGAACUUCGACGUGCAACCUUGUGAAAACUUCAGAAACUUUAGCUGCGGAUCUUGGAUGAAAACCGAACAAAUUCCGAAAUCCAGAGGAGAGUGGGGUUUGGAACAGAAAUUAAUUUACGACUAUCGAGACCAGAUAAGAAAGCUACUGGCCACUUCGCCGUAUCCCACAAAAUCGACAUCCCUUGCUUGGAAGUUGCACACCCUGUAUAAGUCGUGUAUGUCCAUGGAUAACAUUGAGUCAGAUGACGUUAGACCACUGCAGAAGAUAUUCUCCAAGUUCGGGGGAUGGUUACCCGUGAGAAACUUCUCUCCACACGCCUGGGACACGAAACGCGUUAUGGAGAAAUUGCACGCUGAUUAUGGAGUCGAUGUCUUCUUCAAAAUAUCCGUGGUGGCUGAUGCCAGGGAUGGACAGAGCGAUAUUAUACAGAUCUCACAAGCUCCCCUUGGUUUACCGGACAGAAGUUAUUAUACCCAGAGUGAUUCAUCGCCCGUAAUAGAAGCCUACAAACGUCUGCUAAGAGACGCAGCCGUGGAGAUAGGGGCGACAGACCGCCAUGCCAAAGUAUUUAGCGACGCCAUUUUCUCGUUCGAGAAACGAAUCGUGGAAACCAUGCCUGAGAAAAUCAGUGUUGACCCACUGCAGGAAUACAACAAAAUAUCCCUCGACAAAGUCAAGGUCAUUGCUUCGUCGAUACCGAUCCUGGAAAUCCUACUAGCCAAAUUUCCCAGAGUACAAAUCAACGAAAACACAAAACUUGUGGUACCUUCUGAAGAAUAUUUAGGAAAUAUUUCCUAUCUCAUCUCAUCAACUGACCAUAGUACCCUUAACAACUACAUGAUCUGGAGAUUGGUUGUGAAAUAUCUUCCUUAUCUAUCUGAGAAAUUUCGGCAUCCUUACAAUAUGUUCAGAAAAGAUCUAUAUGGUGAAGUAGAACCUACAGAACGUUGGGAAUUCUGUGUAUCAACUCUUCAGAAGUUCAUGUCGUUUGGAUUAUCGGCCAUGAUUCAGAGAAAAUCACAUUCUUUCCAUCAGGAUUACAAAGUGGUGAAUGACAUGUUUGAAGAAAUAGUACGGAGUGUCAAGAGAAAUAUUGCCAGCUCGGAUCUAGACCAACAUCUGAGAGAACAUCUUCUUGACAAGAUCAACAGCCUAGGUCUGAAAGUCGGCUUUGCAGACAAUAUGGUGCACGAUACCUAUUUGGACACAUUCUAUACGGAACUGAUUAUAACACCGACCGAUUUCUUCCAAAAUAUAAUGUCUGGAGAGGCUUUCUUGCAAGAUUUCGAUAAGAGAAGACUGAAAGCACCUGCUUCUGAAUACAGAUGGAUAAGCACUAUGUCUUCGCCUCACUUGGACGUGCAGUACUUGGUGUCAAGAAAUGAAGUGUUGGUGCCAGUUGCUCGACUAAUGUCUCCGUUCUUCGACCCUGAAUAUCCACUCCCCCUACUAUACGGCACCCUAGGCACUGCCCUAGCACAGGCUAUCCUAUCAUCUCUCUCUCCCUCUAAUCUACACUUCGCAGGAGACGGCACACUGCUCUCUCCCGACCACCCCGCCCUCCCUCCUGCCAUGUUGGCCUCCCAAUCCCCCUUCCAGUGCAUCCAUGCCUGGUUGGCCCGCCAUUCCACCACACAUCAGCUGAGAAACACGACAACACUGGAGGCUAUGUUAGCUGUGGCCGGCAUACGGCAGGCUUAUCAGGCCCUCCAUUCAGCACUGAGUACCUAUCCGCACAUUCACCAACCCGGGUUCGAAUACUAUGAAAAUGAAGCAAUCUUUUUCGUCACAUACGCCCAGUCACUAUGUAUAUUGAAGACCCCUCAACAAAAGGCCAUGGAAUACAUGCUUGGAACUAGAUUGGAUGACUCUCUGUUACUAGAUGCAGUAUUAGCUCAAUCGAAAGAGUUCACAACAGCGUUCUCGUGUCAACCAUCUACAAAACAUUUCUGUGAACAGGCCUGUGAGGACCUUAUCAAACCCAACAUGACAUCUGAAAGUGACGACUCAUCAUUCUUCUCAAAAUUAUUUGGUUGAUUACCGACUUAAUUCCAGGAUAAAACUGCAACAAAUGUCUGAUUUGAAGUUUUCCAAAGUUUUUAAAUAGAAUUGCAUUGAUUUCUACGACAGUGUUAAAGCUGGAUUCUAAUGUGAACGACUUUAUUUUAAUUUGAAAUGGAAAUAGAUUUUAGAUUUGAAAAAGUUCUAAAUUAGAAUACCGUUUUUUUACGACAGUGUGGACGCAUUUAAGCUGGAUUUUAAUGUGAAAGACUUGAAUUUAAUUUGAAAAGGUAACAGAUUUCAGAUUUGAAUUUUGAAAAAGUUCACUAUUAGAAUAUCGUUGGUUCUUAAGGCAAUGUUCACGUAUUUGAGCUGGAUUCUAAUGUGAAAGACUUGAUUUUAAUUUAAAACAAACAGAUUUCAGAUUUGAAAUUGUCCAAAGUUUUAAAAUAGGCAGUGUUCACGUAUUUGAGCUGGAUUCUAAUGUGAAAGACUUGAUUUUAAUUUAAAAAGGAAAAAUAUUUCAGAUUUGAAAUUGUCCAAAGUUUUAAAAUAGAAUACCUUUGUUUCUUGAGGCAGUAUUCACGCAGCUGGAUUCCAUUUUGGAAGACUUGAUUCUAAUUUAAAGCGGAAACAGAUUUCAGAUUUGAAGUUUGAAAAAGUUCUCUAUUAGAAUACCGUUGUUUCUUGAGGCAGUAUUCACGCAGCUGGAUUCCAUUUUGAAAGACCUGAUUCCAAUUUAAGCGGAAACAGGCUUCUGAUUUAAAAUUUGAAAAAGUUCUCGAUUAUAUGGAGAAUUUCUCGAGAAU